GUGUUACUGAAUGGAUUAAAUAGUUACUAAAUGGCUUAAACAAUGUGAUUCCUAAAUGGAUUAUAGUGGUCAGUGGUCACUAACCUAUAUUAAACUAGUCACAAAUAGAUUAAACUAGUCACUAUAUCUAGAAAAGUAGUUUGUUCUUGUUCAAUAUUGUGCUUGGAUUGUUGCCUAAUUUUAAGUUAAAAGCAGACAUUCUCUUAUAAGACAAUUGAUAUUUUGAGACUUAGUAAAAAAGAAUGUAAACAUUAUAUUAUCCGAUACAAAGAGUAUAAAAGAUGAUAUUUUCAACAAUGCUACCCUCCUUAUUAAAAAAAAAAAAAAAAUACUAGCAUCAGUGCAUCACAAGUCACAACGACGUCGUUUAGCUGUCGUCUUCUACCUUCUCAAAUCACAUCUCAUCUCAUCUCACCGAUCCAAACCCAAAUAAUCAUCGUUGUCAUCCUUAAUUAACCACGACAACAACAAAAAAAACCACGACAACACUGGUUUUCAAUUUUUUUUAAAAAAAUGAUCUCAGGUUUCUCAGCUUAAUCACUUAGUCAACCCACAAAACAAAUCGCAAUGUUCACCACUUCUCAUCUCUCACCAUCUCCCAUCAACUCUUCCUCUUCAGCAUAAAUCCGCCAUUUUUCUCUCUCCUCCAACUUUCUUCACUCUCCUUCAAUGGCUUCCAUUGAAGAACCCAACAAAAGCUCCAAUCUUUACGACACCCCAUCUUCCCCAACUCAGCCUCUCCUCUCAAAACCCUAUCCUUCUCCUUCAAUUGAAGAAUAUCAACCUCAACAACAACAAUUUUCUCAUCAAUCUGAUUCUGAUCAUACCCAGUUUCUUCAAAUCGCUUACAAUUAUGGUCCUAGACCUUUCAAAGACUUACCUUUCCUCAUUCUCUUUCUUCUUUUCUCUAUUUGCACUAUUGGGUUUGGUAUUUUCUCAAUUGCACAUCAUAAUUCUAACUUUUCUUCUCUUUCUUCCUUUUCUUAUGACCCCACUUCUUCAUCUUGUGUUAAGAACACACUUUCUAAACAUGGGUCUUUUAUUGAUUUUUAUGGGUUUUCCAAUUUUGGGUCUUCUUCUUCUAGUAGUUUUGUUAGAGGGUUGAUUUGGGUUCUUGUGAUUACUUUCAUUUUGAGUUUGCCAAUUGUAUGGGGUGUGUUGUUGUUGCUUAAACAUUACACUAAGCAGCUUGUUUAUGUGUCACUUCCUUUCUUUAUUGUGAUUCCUAUUGCUGUAAACGUGUACUGGUUUGUUGCCUGCACUGUUAAAACUUCAUGUAGUGAUGCAUUGCCUCUUGCAUAUAGGAUACUGUUGUUGCUGUUUGUUUUCUUGGUGAUUGGGGUUGUUGUCUGGAUUUUCGUGCUUAAUUGGCAUCGGAUUGAGUUGACUAUAAACAUAAUUGGUGUUGGGUCGAAUGCGCUUUCGAGGAAUUUGGGGUUGUUUGGGGUUGUCCCAUGUUUGAAACUUGGGUUGCUGGCUUAUUAUGUGCCAAUUGUUGUGUUCUUGGUGUUUGCAAGGUAUAAUGGCAAGAUUGUGCCCCGUGAAUCCAAAGGAGACUAUCAUUGUGCUUGGAAGCAAGAUAGUUGGGUGGGUGCUUAUUAUGCAUUGGCAAUUUUGACAAUGUUGUGGUCAGCAACUGUGAUGUUGGAACUUAAGGCUUAUGUGGUCAGUGGGACUAUUGCUCAGUGGUAUUUCUCUAAAGAUGAUGCGACUCCAAAGCGAAAGAUCAGAAGUGCUUUGAGAAAUGCGUUUGGUCCCUCAGCUGGAACUAUAUGCUUCUCUGGGUUAAUAAUAUGUGUUGUCCGCCUGGUUCGUGCUGCUGUUGACAGUGCUAGACAAGAAAAUGCUACUGGAAUCGUCAAUGUUGUCCUUAGGUGCUGUGUCAAUGUUUUUGUUGCAGCUGUUGAUUUUCUGAACAAGUUCACUAUCAACUUUGCGGCUAUUACAGGUGAAGCUUAUUGUACAUCUGCAAGAAUGACUUAUGAGCUUUUGAAACGUAAUCUUCUAUCAGCUGUGUUUGUGGAGACAAUUUCUACGCGCUUACUGGCUGGAAUAAUAUUCGUCCUUUCAGCAGUUUAUGCAGUUGUGGUAUGUGCCAUAUUAAAUGGUGUAACAAAUCUCGGAGUGAAUUCCUACUAUGUUUCCCUCUUGGCUUGGUUGCUGCUCAUAGUGGUGCUUGGUUUCUUCGUGCACCUGCUCGAGGAUGUGAUCGACACGGUAUACGUGUGCUAUGCCAUUGACCGAGACAGAGCAGAGGUCAAUAAACCUGAGGUCCAUGACGUUUAUGUUCAGCUUCCUAUAAGCAGGAGCACCCGAACGCCACUCAACGUGUAAAUUAUCAUGUCCUGAAUUCUUUUUCUGUUGUGUGGUUUAGUUUCAUCUCUGUAAUUCUGUAUUCUAAUUUGUUGUCCCACUUUGUAAUGACUUGGUGGGUUGUGCAUAUCCUUCCCUGGUUCAUUUGUAGAGUUUUAAGGUUUUUUCAGAAUAAUAAAGUUUAAUAAUAGAAGACGUAGUCCUAGUCUUCAAGGAAGUUUAAGAA
Beta vulgaris subsp. vulgaris (sugar beet) is the source of this 2539-nucleotide messenger RNA. RefSeq lists its product as uncharacterized. The record is from RefSeq and is a predicted model, not a curated record. Gene Ontology annotation, biological process: transmembrane transport. Gene Ontology annotation, molecular function: transmembrane transporter activity. Bases 670 to 2334 code for a protein of 554 amino acids. The transcript is spliced from 3 exons. Gene Ontology annotation, cellular component: membrane. NCBI's taxonomy places the organism in Eukaryota, Viridiplantae, Streptophyta, Magnoliopsida, Caryophyllales, Amaranthaceae.